Messenger RNA from Mugil cephalus (flathead mullet), 1863 nucleotides. It is a transcript of the gene mxd3, whose product is annotated as MAX dimerization protein 3. Gene Ontology annotation, molecular function: RNA polymerase II cis-regulatory region sequence-specific DNA binding; DNA-binding transcription factor activity, RNA polymerase II-specific; protein dimerization activity. The transcript is spliced from 6 exons. Lineage: Eukaryota; Metazoa; Chordata; Actinopteri; Mugiliformes; Mugilidae. Bases 102 to 701 code for a protein of 199 amino acids. The record is from RefSeq and is a predicted model, not a curated record. Gene Ontology annotation, biological process: regulation of transcription by RNA polymerase II.
CGUGCCACAGACACAGCAGCGGCUUCAUCUGCUCCGGGCUACUGACGCUAGUGGGUUGUUUACCUGCAGUCGUUAUAUUGCAACAAAAAAAAACAACAACAAUGGAAGGAAACAUGUGCAAAAUCCAGGUUCUCCUUCGAGCUGCUGAGUUUCUGGACAGGAGAGAACGAGAGGCAGAACACGGAUACGCUUCAGUCCUGCCUCUCAGUCCAGAUCACUCUGACAGGAGAAGCAAACAGAAGAGCAAGAAGAUGAAUGCUGGUGGUAAUAGGUCAGUUCACAAUGAGCUGGAGAAAAACAGACGAGCUCAGCUGAGGCACUGCCUGGAGCAGCUGAAGAAGCAGGUUCCUCUGUCUUCGGACUCGAUGAGGAACACCACCCUCAACCUGCUGAGGAGAGCCCAGCUCCACAUAAAGAAGCUGCAGGAGCAGGACGAGCGCGCGGAGCAGAUGAAGGGCCGCCUGCUCUGGGAGCAGAGGGAGCUGCGGGUUCGGCUGGAGCAGCUGCAGAGGGGGACGGAGAGGAUGAGGAACGACAGCCAGGGGUCCACCAUGUCCUCCGAGAGGUCGGACUCUGACAGAGAGGACGUGGAGGUUGAUGUGGAGAGCAUUGUGUUCGACUGCGUGGACUCGGACGGACUGGGCAUGACACACGCCGACACGGACCACUGUUACUCCAGCAUGGACAAGGCGUGGCUAUGACGGCUCCUUUAGUGUCGGCGUGCGGGAGGACGGGAGGACGGGAGGGCGAGGUGAAAACAUUCCAAAAAAAAACGAAAAGGACCAAGGAGAAUGGAUGGAGGAAGACGUCACUGUACAACUGAACACACCUUUUUAUUUUGUUAACGGAGGGACGUCCUGUGCCAUUCUCUUGUUAAAACGUGUCGGACUACAAGCUAAACGGUGGUUGUGAGUGUGUCCAUUUGCACUGAAUAGCAGCUAAAAUCACUGGGCUGGGAUGAAUCGUUUCAUUAUGCAUAUAUAUUUUCUGGUAUUAAGCAUAAGUGGCAUUUUUCUGCAAAGCCAUAAGGUGUCUAACUUUAAACGAAUCAAGCAGUUCCUUUCAUUCCUCUUUGGGGGCUUCUCAUUCAAAAUUCUUAACUUAUUCCCUACUACAGUAUGUCUGUACUGGAUUCUGCCUUAAAGAUCAGAUUUGGUUUAGUAUUCUAUACAGCUUUUCUUUAGCACUAAGUUUAUAUUUCACUAAUGUUUAGUAUGCACUUAAACAUUAAUCUGUGCUACAGUAUGUUUUGUAUUAUUGUCCUAAUAUAUAAGUUCAGUCGUGUAUUUCGCUCUUUUUUUAUUCUGUUGCACGUAACGUCCACAUGUUGCACUUCUCAAACUGAUUUUGGGUGUAAAAGUCGGAACGAAAAACCAUAAUUAACUGGUCACAUUUGCACAUUGAUGUUUGGCCGGCGCCAGAUGUCGAUUUGAAGUUUUAGUGCACGAUUCAGUCUGUAGUCACAUGCGAGAAACUGAAGCCUGCGUCGAGCCGUCGGAGCGUCGACGCGUUCUCCGUUUUCUCCGCGCAGGUCUGUUAACUGAUUAUGUUUCUGAGAAGUGUUGGGUUGUCAAAGCUGUGCACUUCACGUGUGUGUGUUUUUUAUCAAUUAUGCGUACACCAAAUUCACCAGUCUGACAGAUAUUGUCUACUUGUAAUGAUAAUGCAAUUGAUGCUGUGUUGCAAGUAUGUAUCAUAAUCCUUUCAAUGUAUUUAAUACCUGAAGGUGCUAUUUCCCUUCAUUUUUGUAUAUGCAAGAUGCCUUAUUACUUUUUUAUCUGUCUCUCCGCCCAGUAAUAUUAUGUAGCAUUUUUUUUGUACCAAUGUAAGCUUUUUGUAACGAAUAAAUAUUUUCUAUAUUUA